UUAACGUGUGUGCGAAAGUUGCCGGCAUUUUCAAGGGUGUUAAGAUAGGUUAUGUGUAGCCGGUACAUUUUAAUUUUCAUUUCUCGUUAGUCAUAAACGAAAGCGAAAUGUGAAGUCUUGAUCAUCAGUGCACGAGUUGAUGGAGUAUUUACAGUGGGCAUAUAGAUGGCUGUGAAUGAUCGUCUAAAGGAAGAAGUGCAGAAAGAGUAACUUUGAGGUUGAAUCGUCUACGAUCAUGUUGAACGGAGAAAAAGCAGGAUGCAAGGAGUUGCUGGCAAAGAGGAUCCUUGCGGCUAUCAUCUCGAGCAUAAUCCUGCAAUUUUUCUUCACGACCUGCGUAAUUCUGAUAACGAACCUCAGUAUCGUGCACCCACUUUCUUGGUUAAGAGAUACCUGGGGGAUCAUCACACGCUUCGAAACAUGGAGUUACUAUUUGGCUCUCGCAGUGAUAAUAUUUCUCCAAGGAGCAAUAUGUAGCAGGAAUUACCUUAACGCCCCUCCAUGCCUGAACAGUAGAUUUGCAAUUCUAUGUAACAUUUUUAUGCCUCGCAAUCUCGUUAUGGGGUCGUUGUACAUGGUCAUCGGCUCUACUCUAGUUUGGCUACAUUUGUCCUUGGAAGACGGAAGGUACGGGGCUCUAACUAGAAGCUGUGACAUAAAAGAAGGCUCGUGUCUAGUCGAGGAGCACUACUUUCUUUUACUGGGAGGAAUGUGGGCUGGGAUAUACUUCUUCUUAAAGACGAACAGCUUCAGCUUCCACUAUUUACAAUUUCCAAUAAUCCCACAGUCGAAAUUUUCUCAAGUCAAAAGAGGGAUCGAAGUGGCCCUUCCAAUGGUGAUGUUGAGUGCAGUUUGGCCAACGUUAUAUUAUCUUGGAAUAUAUUUCAUAUUUGGAGCAUACCUUCGCAAUGCUGCUUUAACUACAUUGUUCCUGCACUUGGAAAACGAGCCCCUCUCAAGGAUCACAGGCUUGUUGAGCCUAUCAUUGAUAUUUCACAUGUGGCUCUAUAUGUCACUAUUUGCAUUAAGUAUGAACGUCAUGCAUAUAAUAUUCCAAGCCUAUUUAACGCAGUGGAUUCCCUUCGAAGUGGCUCGCACUGCUGUUUUCAGCAAUGAAACUUUGAACGUGACUCUUCCGGAGGCAUUAUCUAUGGAUAAGAUCCCAAUAAUUCAGCAUCUGGGCUACCUUGAUCUAGUUACGUUGUCUCAAAAGGAGAAACACAGACGAGCGAUGCUGUUUACUUUGAGCCAACCUGGAGGUCAUCCGUACAACUGGAAUUGCAUAGUUGACAAGUGUACAGAGAUGAUAAAAUCUUUUACAAAGGAACUUGACGCAGCAUGCUUGGGCAGACAGGAUCAUGUCCAGGUGCUUGCGCCAUCUACUUUAUCAAAGUUGCAACCAAUGGAGAGAUCUCAUGCUUACCACAUGCGGAAUCUGGUAUCUCCGAAGAUUGUUUCUCCUAUCCCAGUGGAAAGAACAGUCUGUAAACAAAGUGAACAAUUUAUCCUGCAAUAUUUCCAGAACUUGAAACAACGUUUGGUGAAUUAUUUACUUUCUAAGCCACUUAUUUUCUACAUAUUUGGAGAGCAAACUGACAGCAAAGUAAAGCAUGUCUUAGUCAAAGCACAGCAAAUCAUCUGGGCAUCCGAUGCUCUCUCUUCCAUUGCAGUGGUAUCCCUCAUGGAAGAUCCUUAUGGGAUUGUGCAGAAAGACUUGCCAGCAUUAAUUUCUGUACUCUUGGCAUUGAAACACUCGCUUGAUAAAUUACAGAAAAUCAAUAUGCAGCUGGUGCGAAAACCUCAAACCGAUGACCGACUGAUACGUCAAGUCAUAACCUCCUUACGCAGUGCAGUGAAACGCAGUGUAUAUAGAAUCACUUCAUCCUUCAAGGAUUACAUUCUGGACCUAGGACUUGAACCUGCAACCCUUGAACAGUUACAAGGAUUCCUCUCCUAUAGGGAAUAAUUAUUGUUUUCUUAUUGCCAUAUGCAGUACA
Molecule: messenger RNA, 1997 nt
Organism: Orussus abietinus
Lineage: Eukaryota; Metazoa; Arthropoda; Insecta; Hymenoptera; Orussidae
Gene: Ndc1
Product: nucleoporin NDC1
Exons: 1
Coding region: 236-1966 (576 amino acids)
Biological process (GO): nuclear pore organization
Cellular component (GO): nuclear pore transmembrane ring
Molecular function (GO): protein-macromolecule adaptor activity
Source: RefSeq, a predicted model, not a curated record